Molecule: messenger RNA, 969 nt
Organism: Daldinia childiae
Lineage: Eukaryota; Fungi; Ascomycota; Sordariomycetes; Xylariales; Hypoxylaceae
Product: Ketosamine-3-kinase
Exons: 3
Coding region: 1-969 (322 amino acids)
Source: RefSeq, a predicted model, not a curated record
AUGGCCUCCAAGGUCGAUCCAGCGAUCCUAGAAGUACUAGGUCUAGACGCGCAAGCCACCAGAAUCACUUCACAUGGCGGCUCGGGGUUCGCCUCGACUUUCAAACUGAGCUCAACAGUAGACGGGAAGGAGAAGAACUAUUUUGUUAAGACCGGAACAGGAGCUGAUUCUGAACUCAUGUUUAAAGGAGAACACGUCUCUCUCAACGCCAUCCACUCCGUCGUCCCCAACCUAUGCCCCCAAUCCCACGCCAACGGCGUCUGCCAGGAGAAUGAGGCCAAAUUCUUCCUAGUAACAGAUUUCCUCGAGCUAGGGUCAUCGCAGCCGAACGGCUCAGGGGACUCCCUCGCCAAGAAACUGGCAAAGCUGCAUACGACUCCCGCCCCGAUCCCAGACGGCUUCGACAAGCCCAUGUUCGGGUUCCCGGUGACGACGUGCUGCGGGUCCUCGCCGCAGGAUAACUCGUGGAAGAGCUCCUGGGCGGACUUCUACGCGAACAAUCGACUACGCGCGAUCCUGAAGCAGGGCAUCGAGGCCAACGGUAUGGAUCUGGAGAUUACGAAGGCGGUGGAGAGGACGGCGACUUCGGUGGUGCCGAGGCUGAUUGGGGACGGUCGUGUCGCGGGUGUUUAUCCGGUUGUUGUGCAUGGGGAUUUAUGGAGUGGGAAUCAUGGACGAGGGAGGAUUGCGGGCGAAGGGGGUGUUGAGGAGGUUGUGUUCGAUCCGUCGGCUGUGUAUGGACACUCGGAGUACGAGUUGGGUAUUAUGCGUAUGUUUGGAGGAUUUGGGACGAGUUUUUGGAAGGAGUAUGAGGGUUUGGUGCCGAAGGCUGAACCGAAGGAGGAGUGGGAGGAUAGGGUGGUGUUGUAUGAGUUAUACCAUCAUCUGAACCAUUGGGCGUUGUUUGGUGGUGGGUAUAGGAGUGGAGCGAUGUCGAUUAUGAAGAAGCUUAAUACGAAGUACGGAUGA